AUGAUUCUGGCCCGAAAUGCAGAAAAGGCCAUGACAACUUUGGCGCGUUGGCGUGCAGCAAAAGAAACGGAAGCGGGUAAACAAGAGCGUCGGCCGUACCUCGCCUCAGAAUGUCGCGAUUUACCUCAGUGCGAAAAGUGGCGGCUAGAGAUCAUCCGUGAAAUCUCCAAAAAAGUAGCACAAAUUCAAAACGCUGGUUUAGGAGAGUUCCGGAUACGAGAUUUAAACGACGAAAUAAACAAACUACUCCGAGAGAAGCGUCAUUGGGAGAAUCAAAUAUCGGACCUCGGCGGACCACACUACCGCCGGUAUGGACCGCGGAUGUUCGACGCCGAAGGACGUGAGGUGCCCGGGAACCGCGGCUACAAGUACUUCGGUGCCGCCAAAGAUCUCCCGGGCGUACGGGAGCUAUUCGAGCAAGAGCCACCACCACCGCCCAAAAAGACGCGCGCCGAGUUGAUGAAAGACAUCGAUGCGGAUUACUACGGGUAUCGGGAUGAUGACGAUGGCAUACUGUUACCACUAGAGGAGAAGACGGAAAAGGCUGCCAUCGAGCGGGCGGUUGAAGAAUGGAACAGUGCCAAGGGUUCGCAGCAAACGGCUUCCAAAGACGACGACGAACCGGACAUCUACGGCUCGGACGCGUACAUAACGCGAGAUGCGGAAAAGCAAGCGACCGAAGACCCGAUGGGGUUGUUGGGACCACGUUUCACCGCACACGUUCCUGUACCCAGCCAGAAGGACAUCGAGGCCGCGCUGCUAAAGAAACGGAAACUGGAGCUGAUGAAAAAGUACGGCAUCGAGGAUGAUGAAUAAAUGCAU
Messenger RNA from Anopheles nili, 822 nucleotides. Its product is annotated as pre-mRNA-splicing factor ISY1 homolog. Lineage: Eukaryota; Metazoa; Arthropoda; Insecta; Diptera; Culicidae. The record is from RefSeq and is a predicted model, not a curated record. The transcript is spliced from 4 exons. Gene Ontology annotation, biological process: generation of catalytic spliceosome for second transesterification step; mRNA 3'-splice site recognition. Bases 1 to 816 code for a protein of 271 amino acids. Gene Ontology annotation, cellular component: post-spliceosomal complex; post-mRNA release spliceosomal complex; Prp19 complex.